This is a messenger RNA of Silurus meridionalis, 788 nucleotides long. It is a transcript of the gene uxt, whose product is annotated as ubiquitously-expressed, prefoldin-like chaperone. Gene Ontology annotation, molecular function: transcription corepressor activity. Gene Ontology annotation, biological process: negative regulation of transcription by RNA polymerase II. Bases 180 to 647 code for a protein of 155 amino acids. The record is from RefSeq and is a predicted model, not a curated record. The transcript is spliced from 7 exons. NCBI's taxonomy places the organism in Eukaryota, Metazoa, Chordata, Actinopteri, Siluriformes, Siluridae.
UAAAAAAAAAGUGUUUUAAAAAAAGAAAGUAAAGGACAGAGUGUUUUACUGAAAACAAACAAAACAAAAAAAUAAUAAUAGAAAAACCGAGUUUUACUUACUUCCGGUUGUUUGGCGUACUAUUUCCGGUAUCGUGUCAACAAAUCCUGCAUGUGAUCUGUCAUCAUUCCUUUCCCACAAUGAGCUCUGGAAAGCCGAACAUUCACGAGAAAGUGCUGCAGUAUGAAUCCUUCAUCAAUGAUGUUCUGAAGAGAGAUUUGCAGAAGGUUCUAGAGCAAAGAGAUGGUGUGUAUGAGAAAAUCUCCCAGUACCUUCAGCUGAAGAAUACAAUCAAAAGCAUCCAGGAAACCGGCAGCAAAGAGCUGAAGACGGAUGUUGAUCUCGGCUGUAACUUCUACGUCCAGGCUCACGUACCGGACACUUCCAGAAUCUUCGUUGCGGUCGGAUACGGAUUUUUCCUGGAACUGACUCUUUCAGAAGCGCUGACCUUCAUCGAGAAGAAAACCGGGCAGCUUACAGAGUACAGCGAUGUUCUAAGCAAAGACGCGGCGAAGAUCAAAGCGCACAUCCGCAUGGUUCUGGAGGGUCUGAGGGAGCUACAGGGUCUGAAGGAUCUUCCAGAGACGACGAGGCAGGAGGUGUUUUGAGUACAUGAUGAUGGUGAUGGUGGCAGCAGAGGCACGGCUGCAGAAGCUUCUGUACUGUAAAGUGGUGUGUGUGUGUGUGUGUGUGUGUGUAUUUUAACAGGUUUUACUGUUACAGUCGAAUAAAGUGUGUUGUGAUCUGAA